UUCCUUACGCAUACUCUGUUUAGUUCGACAACGCUGCGCUUCUCGGACGCGCAAAAACGAGCUGUUCUGAGCUGGGGAAAGGCGAUGCACGCCGUUGAUGUGCCGUCCAUGUACGCCUUGAAGAAAGCAGACACUGCUAUCCGAGAACUCGACCACAACAUCACUCGCAAGGUUGUAUCCUUGGCCGGCAAUAUUUUUUACAUGAACGAAGUCCGCGCUGCCAUUGCAAAGGACUUCUCUAAUCCACUCACCAGAUACGCUAUGACAGACUACCCUCGCGCAAAUGCGAAUUCCGUAUCCCAGGUGCACGACGGCUCUAAAAUGCUUCAGGAUCUUCCAGAUGAACUCUCCUCACCUGCCGUUCGAGUGCGCGGACACAUUUUCUUUGUGAACGAACUACUGCAGACUAUUCACGGCACACUCUAUAUCCCCGAACGGUUCUUUUAUGCACCUGUGGAGCCUUCAGAGCGGAGCCAGAGCGUCAAGGUGGACCAUGAGCUUCACGCUCUCGUGCGCGAGGGAAAAUAUCAGGUUGAUUCAAGACGCGUCAUCGCGCCCAUCUCCUGGUUCGAUCUCUCAUACGCCGAACUCGUUGAACAGGGUAAAAUGUUGGCGGGGUUUGAAGGUAUAUUUACUUGUUUUAAACGGUGUGUGUUGCGACUCAUGAUGCCAAAUCCGCUUCGCGCUAAGGCGAAAGGUCGAAUGGUUUAUGCCGUUCCUUUGAUCGUCUUCAUGGACGACGUUUCUGGAAACAUCUCCAAGCAGUGGAAUAAGCACCACGUAAUCUAUAUGUCGAACGCAAGCCUCUCUCGUGAGAUGCUCGAGAAACAAUUCUGUGUUCGCUUUGUCACCGCAUCUCCACACGCCUCCCCUAUGGAACUCAUGGCUGCGAUGAAAGAGUCAAUCUGUCAGGCCGCAGAGGCUGGGGUUGAAGCAUGGGACUGCAAGUACGACGAGGAAGUGCUACUACAGCCCUACGGACUAUUCUUUGCAGGUGACAAUCCAAUGCAAGCGGAAGAAUGCUGCCAUGCCGGUCUCAAUUGUAAUUAUUUUUGUCGCACGUGCUUUAUCGGUGGUACGACGGCCCAGAAAAUGACUGCAGAAGGCUUUGCGAAGAUAUUCCAAGUCAGUACUCUCUGUGAACCUCGUACUCCGGCAAAGACACUUGAAGAGGUCAGACGACAGAUCAGCGGGACGUUCUUGUCGGGAAACAAGUUGAAGGAUGGCGUAACGGCGACUGGGGUGAAAGAUUCCACCACGACGGCCAUCCUCAGUUCUGUUGUGGAGCUGGGAAAAAAACUUCGGAAGCGUCCUGCCGGUACACUAGCACUGCCCGAAAACGAAAACGCGCUACACGGCACCGAGAUUGAGAGCCACAUAAAUCCUUUGAUAGGAAUGCCAGUUGUAGGUGUUGACAUCCAUCUCGAUACCCCGACUGAGAUUCUGCACACCGUGCUUCUCGGAGUGGUGAAAUAUUUCUGGGGCCAGACCAUGCACAUCCUCGACAAGAGCAAUCAUUUAGACCUGUUUCAAACUCGCCUUGCUUCUGUCAACGUUGAAGGACUCAACGUGCCGAGUCUCAAUGCUGAGUAUAUGGUUCGAUACAAGGGUAGCCUUAUCGGAAAGCAUUUCAAGAGCAUCGCACAAGUAAUGACAUUUCUCAUCUACGACCUCGUUCCAAUGUCAGUGCUUGACGCCUGGUAUGUCAUCGGAAAACUUGUUGUACUUCUGUGGCACACAACCAUAGAAGAUCUCGAGACGUACCUGGCCAACUUGUCACGAACCAUUGAAGACUUCCUCAAUCUCACAGCACAGUGUUCGCCCAGCAUUCUCCUCCUCAAACCGAAAUUUCACUUUCUCGUUCAUCUUCCUGCAUACAUUCGCCGUUUCGGACCUGCUAUCGUAUUCUCCACGGAGCGGUACGAGAGUUUUAAUCACAUCUUCCGCCUCGCCUCAGUCUAUAGCAAUCGCCAAGCCCCAAGUCGUGAUGCAUGCAGAUCGUUUGCGCUCAAUGAUAUUGUCAAGCAUAUCGUGACUGGAGGGCUCUGGAGGGAUCCCGUAAACCACAAAUGGAUGCGCGCAGGAUCAGCGGUGCUACGCUAUAUCGCUGAUCAUCCGAACCAUUGCCGGAUCCUUGGGUUGCCCGAAUCGUGUGAAGACGAGUUGAUUGGUAUGUGCGAAGUUUAUAGUGUGCGAACAUCAAGACUUGUACCAGACUCGGCCGGGCUUAGCGUGAAGAUAUGGAGCAAUACACACACUGGUCGCUUCCUGAAGGGCCAGGAUCCAGCCGCGUACGCUCAGUUCUCGGGACAAAGGUUCCGCGUUGCUCGGGCAGUUGUUGUUACUAAUAGGGACGUUGCUGCCGUGGGGGGAGAUGUGUUGGUGAAGGCGGCGCCGGCGUGUGAUGACGACCAGUCGAAAACCUCCCCAGCUCGGAUAGAAGAGAUUCUCGUCCCCAUGAACUCCGGACAGAAUAUCGCAUCGCACGUCCUUGUCACUUUCCACGAGUUCUUACCUACCCUUCACCAUCGCCUUCGUCUUCCACGGCUUUUCAUGUCCACUCAAAAGUGUGUACUUCCCGCAUCGGACAUAAUUUGCGUCAUCAAUCUCCAGCACGACUGCUCAGGCUCGGAGUGCAAUAAUUUCGAGAAUUCUCAAGUCUUUCAGGAAAGAUUGAAGUCUACGAGGACGCGCGCGGUCAUCAAGCACAACGAGACGAACGCGUACAUACUCAAUACUCAUUCGAUUCACAACUACGACCACAUCCGAUCUGCGCUUCCUCCCGCAUUAAGGCUACAGCUAGACACUCCAUGUGUCUCAGAAGCAGACGUAGCUGAUGUUCGUCAAAAGGCUGUCCAGAAUCUCAUAGCGCGGAAAAAGAAGUCUAAACCCCUCAACGAGCAGCAACAAACUCCGGCGCCGGAAGAUGAUACGAUUCUAACUGUGUUACCAUUCGAACGAGCCCCUCGGAAGAAGCGGGCAGCGCUCAAGACGCCGAAAUCGGUCAGCAGUGGCAGCCGUACCAAGGCUGGUGCACACAAGCACUCCGAUCAGCAGCCCCUCAGUUCGAUGUCUGUGAGUUUGCCCUGA
Molecule: messenger RNA, 3090 nt
Organism: Epithele typhae
Lineage: Eukaryota; Fungi; Basidiomycota; Agaricomycetes; Polyporales; Epitheliaceae
Exons: 12
Source: RefSeq, a predicted model, not a curated record